AGUUUCCGUGGUCCUGCGUCUCCAGCACAACACGAGUGUAUCUCUGACAGUGAGAAUAACAAUAAUAUCAAAAAGGAGGAGGAGCCUCUCUCCGUGUCAGCCCAGCAUCGGCAGCAGCAGCAGCAGGAGUAUGUCACCCCCUCAUGGUCCCUCUCCCCCUCCUCCUCCCCCAUCUCCCACUCUGACGGCAGUGACUCAGACUCUGCAGAAGAAGACAACGCCAGCCCCCGCGGCCGGGCACAACAGCGGCGCAAGAAGCGGUGCAACACCCCUUCAAAGAAAAAGACCCCCCAUCGGAUACUAGCCGGGCGGUCUUUGCUGGCUUCGCCCAACAGCAUUCCUCCUCACAACCGCCCGCUUUCUUCAUCCCACCCUCCAGCGCAGUCCUCCCCUCCCUCCUCCUCUUCUGCUAAGCCUGUGUUCAAAGCUCCGGCUCCACAUGGCUCUAUCACCAAAGGCAUCAGCAGCGCAAACGCCCCCAGAGGCGUGUCCAUAGACGCCAUGCGGCAAACCUGCGAGCACUGCGGACGUCACUUCCGCUCCCUGGGCCGCCACUUGGAUAAACACCAUGCACACCAACCAGAAGUGUGCUCCGCCCUCGUGGAGCGCUACACACAAAUGCCCCGUCUGCAUCCACAGAGCACAAACGCUCCCACCGCGCACACACACUCUCCGCAGGACUCAAAUUCGCCACAGAGCGAAAGACAGAGUUCAGAACUUCCGCAGAUUGGCGCCCAGGACCUCUCCAUGCCUCCGCCCACUCUCACAGCAGCUAACCAAUCCCCUGCCUCCUUUGGGAGAAACUCCACCUCUCCGGUGCUGACUCCUCCACAAGGACAGAGCGCCGUGCUGGUGUCCGUGCUGAAAAGAAGCCCCCCCCCUGUGGCUGUGACGCAGUCCAGGAGGGGAUCAAUGGGGAUGAUGGAGACUGAAAGACAGGGGGAGGAGGGAGAGAUAGAGGAGGAGGAAGAUGAAGAUGUUGUGGAGGUCGUGGAGAUAAAGAGGCCCAAGGAGGAGGAGGAAGAUCUUGAGGUGGUGUACCCUCAGCACUUCAUCAGCAAUUUGGCCAAAGAGAUGGAGCCACCAAAAGAAGAGGAGGAGGAGGAGGAGGAGGAAGAGGAGGAGAAUGGAGUGAUGGAGGUGGAAGAUGAAAGUGGGACAGACGAGAAGGACAAGGAUUUUAUGAGUGGUUCGGGGCGUCACCACAUGCUGCCCCUCCUCUCGUCCUUGUCCUCUCUGGUGCUGUACCUCCGGCGGCUGCAGCACUCUGCCUUCCUGUCCCUGUCCCGGCAGCUGCAGUCGGCCGAGGCCUGGCGCCUGCUGUGCCACUCCAGCCUGGCUCUGCUCAUCCUGUACAACCGCCGGCGUGAGUGUGAGGUCUCCAAGCUUUCCAUCGCAGAAUACCACGCUCGCAUCACUCCCCAGUGCCCGGUUCCUGUCCCACCGGGGGCCCCUCCUGCUCUCACUCCCUUAGAGGCCUCCCUGUCCCCCUUCGAGCGUCUGGUGCUUCCCCACCUCCCCAGAGUCGGGGUCCAGGGUAAACGAGGAAGAGUCCAGCCCCUCAUCCUCCCGCCUCACUGCGAGCCCUGCCUGGAGCUCCUCCUGCAGACGCGGCAUGAUGUGGGAGUCGACCCCGCAAACCCCUAUGUCUUCGCCCGGCCGUACCACUCUCCCGCCACGCCGCUGCGAGGCACCGACCUCCUCCGCAGCCUGGCCCGCUCAAGUGGCACCCGCAACCCCCGAGCCCUGACCCAGACCAGGGUCCGCCGGCAGGUCGCCAUCCUGACGCAGCUGCUGCUCCUGGGAGAAGGAGAGGAGCCCGGGCAGCCUGGAGGCAGCGCUGUGGAGAGGCUGGAGCACUUCCUGGAGAGGGAGUACCAUGUGACACAGAACUGUGCUGGAAUUGGACAAGACCCAGGCCUGAUGGGCAGAGUGGGCAGAGUGGUGCUCUGCGGAGAGAGAGAUGGAGUUCUCUUCAGAGGAAUGAGCCUGAACCACAUCUGCCUGGAACUGGACGUAAUGUCAGGAAACUCUGCAGACUCGUACUCGGAGGGAGAGUCUGAAGGGGAGCAGACGAAGGAGAAGCCCGAGGCACCCCCCCCUGCCCCUGCCCCUGCCCCUGCUCCUGCUCCCACCCCUACACCUACCCUGCUGUAUGUCAGGAAGGGCAAGAACAACGGGCGGGUGGGCCGACCUAAGAAGCUGAAGAACAGUCAGCCAGCCCUUCCAUCUACUCCACCUUCCUCAACAGACCACAGCCGGGACUCAGGACAGCCCAAAUCAG
This is a messenger RNA of Notothenia coriiceps (black rockcod), 2284 nucleotides long. RefSeq lists its product as uncharacterized. Lineage: Eukaryota; Metazoa; Chordata; Actinopteri; Perciformes; Nototheniidae. The record is from RefSeq and is a predicted model, not a curated record. The transcript is spliced from 4 exons. The annotation marks the transcript as partial.